AUUUCUGCAGCGCAGUGCGUGCUUCCUCUGGGAUUUUGGAUUUCUUUGGGGUGGUUUUUUUUUUGCAAAAAAUAAAAGCCGUGGUAUUUGCAAUGGGACAGCGCCGAGGACUGCAACGGGUAAAGUGAAAGCAGGGUCGCAAAGCCAUGUAGCAUUUCCUCCGAAGAGUCCAGGGGCUAAUUACCCAAAAUUAGCAUGUUGGGAUACUUCUUAAGGGGUCAAAGGCUGGCUGAUCAAGAUUUUUACAUUGAGACAUUUUAAGAGCCAGGAGUUUUAAAUGGAAUAAUUCCAAAGAUUGUAAAAAUAUAACUUAAGAUCUGCAUCAUUCCAGCUUUUACUUUCUCAGUUUGCAAACAGUGGCCAUCGAGAAAUAAUCGUGCUGCCGAGGAUCCAAGCGGACACCAUGAAGAUUCAAUUAGCAGCAGCGCUCUCCAGUUUCUCUCUUUGUCUGAUUUUCCUGGUGCUUACCACAUCCUCUGCUGGAGAAGGGCUUGGAAAGGGUUUUGGAGAUCACAUUCAUUGGAGGACACUAGAAGAUGGGAAGAAAGAGGCAGCAGCUAGUGGUUUGCCUCUAAUGAUUAUCAUCCACAAGUCCUGGUGUGGAGCUUGCAAAGCUUUAAAGCCAAAAUUUGCUGAAUCCAAGGAGAUCUCUGAACUUGCCCAUAAUUUUAUUAUGGUGAACCUAGAGGAUGAAGAAGAACCAAAGGAUGAUGCUUUUAGCCCUGAUGGUGGUUAUAUUCCCAGAAUCCUUUUCAUGGAUCCCAGUGGGAAGGUCCAUCCAGAGAUCAUAAAUGAGAAAGGAAACCCUACCUACAAGUAUUUCUACAUCAAUGCUGAUCAAGUUGUCCAAGGAAUGAAGGAAGCCCAGGAGAAGCUGACAGGAGAUGCUUUCAAACAAAAACAUCUUGGAGAUGAAUUAUAAUAAAUAAACAGAACAUUGCUUUUUCCAUCAUCCUGAAGCUCUGAAAGGAUAAAUGAUUUUUUUUCUUUUAAUCUGUUAAAACAUGCCAAGAAAUGUAGAUGCACUGGAAGGACAUAAUUCUCCUCUCAAUAACUUGUAAGGUUAAACACUAUCUGAUUUUUCACAUACUUUUAUCAAAUGCUGUGUUAUCUUCUCCUGCUCCUCUAGUUUGCACUUCAGUGCUUAUUUACAGCUGAUAUACAUGCAUACACAACCUCAUCUUGAAUGAAUAUGUAAUCUUCAUCCAUGUAAACAAUGACCACUAGUAUCCAGAGGCCUAGAUCUUACCCUCUUCUUAAGAGGAAUGAAUUUUAUGUUUUCAAAUAGCCAACGCUAGAUCUCUGAUCAGUGCUUGCUUCCCCAUGUCUGAGUGACAGUCAAUCAUCCUUUUGAUUUCAGUAAGGAUACUUGUGAGUAGAAGAUGUUACUCAAGCCUGCUCCAUUCUGAAAAGCCAAAAAACAAACAAACUAAUAAUUCUGCCAUGAAUGCUAAUGAAAGUAGAGUUAUUUUCAUUAAUCUCUAAGAGUAGCAUGUGGAAUAUUCACUCUGCACAUAUUUUUCUAGUAGGUAAUCUCUGUUUGUGAAUUGACUUCACUUGCAUUCAGAUUGAAGCGUCCCGUCUAUUGUGUGUUCAUCUUUUGUUUUAUUCAGAGAAGAUAGAUUAUAUUGAAGCAUAAUGGGGAUUCCCCCUCUCCCCCCUUUUUUUGGAGAAUGUCUUGCCUAACAUUGUACUGUAUUUUUGUACUAUGUUGAAAAAUAAACAUUUUUUAA
Molecule: messenger RNA, 1733 nt
Organism: Pelodiscus sinensis (Chinese soft-shelled turtle)
Lineage: Eukaryota; Metazoa; Chordata; Testudines; Trionychidae
Gene: TXNDC12
Product: thioredoxin domain containing 12
Cellular component (GO): endoplasmic reticulum
Source: RefSeq, a predicted model, not a curated record